Messenger RNA from Melopsittacus undulatus (budgerigar), 1222 nucleotides. It is a transcript of the gene FOXL2, whose product is annotated as forkhead box L2. The record is from RefSeq and is a predicted model, not a curated record. Gene Ontology annotation, biological process: regulation of transcription by RNA polymerase II; anatomical structure morphogenesis; cell differentiation. NCBI's taxonomy places the organism in Eukaryota, Metazoa, Chordata, Aves, Psittaciformes, Psittaculidae. Gene Ontology annotation, molecular function: RNA polymerase II cis-regulatory region sequence-specific DNA binding; DNA-binding transcription factor activity, RNA polymerase II-specific. The transcript has a single exon. Bases 2 to 922 code for a protein of 306 amino acids.
CAUGAUGAACAGCUACCCAGACGGAGAGGAGGACGCUGUGGCGCUGCUGGCUCAUGACACCGGCGGCAGCAAGGAGCCGGAGCGGGUCAAGGAGGAGCUGGGAGCCGAGAAAAUCCCCGAGAAGCCGGACCCCUCGCAGAAGCCCCCCUACUCCUACGUGGCCCUGAUCGCCAUGGCCAUCCGGGAGAGCGCGGAGAAGAGGCUCACACUAUCCGGGAUCUACCAGUACAUCAUCAGCAAGUUCCCUUUCUACGAGAAGAACAAGAAGGGCUGGCAGAACAGCAUCCGCCACAACCUCAGCCUCAACGAGUGCUUCAUCAAGGUGCCCAGGGAGGGCGGCGGCGAGCGCAAGGGCAACUACUGGACCCUGGAUCCCGCCUGCGAGGACAUGUUCGAGAAGGGCAACUACCGCCGGAGGCGAAGGAUGAAACGGCCUUUCCGGCCGCCCCCGACCCACUUCCAGCCCGGCAAAACCCUCUUCAGCCCAGACACCUACGGCUACCUCUCCCCGCCCAAGUACUUGCAGUCCACCUUCAUGAACAACUCGUGGCCGCUGGCGCAGCCGCCUGCGCCCAUGCCCUACGCAUCCUGCCAGAUGUCUGGUGGGAACGUCAGCCCCGUCAAUGUGAAAGGACUCUCGGGCCCUGCAUCAUACGGUCCCUACUCGCGGGUACAGAGCAUGGCGCUGCCCGGCAUGGUGAACUCCUACAACGGCAUGGGCCACCACCACCACCACCCUCACGCCCAUCACCCCCAGCAGCUCAGCCCGACCAGCCCCGCGCCGCCCGCGGCCCCGGCGGCGAACGGAGCCGGCCUCCAGUUCGCCUGUGCCCGCCAGCCCGCCGAGCUGUCCAUGAUGCACUGUUCCUACUGGGAGCACGACAGCAAACACAGCGCCCUGCAUUCCCGCAUAGACAUCUAGGGGGGCUUCGGCCGAUAGUCCGCCGCCCUUGCACCGGCUCCGCUGUCACUCUGCGAUCCUGCCGCCUUCUCCUCCGUUCUCGGGUCUCUCCUCCUCUCCAGCCACGGACUUUCCUCUCUCUGUGCCUAAACUGUUGUGGUGGGGAAACUGCAGCCCUGCUCCUUGUGUAGUGUAAGUGUAAGAACCGUCCUACGAGGAGGAGAAGGCGGUGUAAGUGCGAGAGCCGGUGGCCUGGGCGCUGCCGCUGGGCGAGCUCGGAUUAACCGUUCGGUUUUUUGCUCGUGUGUGUGUGUUCGUUUG